Molecule: messenger RNA, 1614 nt
Organism: Didymodactylos carnosus
Lineage: Eukaryota; Metazoa; Rotifera; Eurotatoria; Philodinida; Philodinidae
Source: the annotation of a GenBank genome assembly
AUGGCCGGCAGCCCAUACCUAAGAAAUUCUUCAUCGACUCAUACAACUACACACGAUUGUGUCGAUAGUAACGGUUCUUCAACAUCCGGUUAUUUUAACGGAUUUCGCUCAUCUUGUGGUAGUAGUAAUCAACGUCGUCUGCAUUCUGCAUCAUCGCAUAACAAUAAUGAUGAACAACGAAGUUAUCAAAAAUAUAAUGGUUCAACAGCAACAGCAACAACAAGAACACCGACAACAUCCGUGCAGGCUAAUAGAAAUAGCACCCGAGGCAGUUAUUAUCAUAACCAAUAUCACAAUAAUUCACCAUCAUCAGCUCAUUCUUCUCAUUACAAUUAUCAUUACGGUGGCGCUCAACAUAACGGUUACACUACAACAUCCGCAGAGAAAGGUGAAAACUCAGCAAAUGAUUCAGGCAGCAAUAACACAAACACUGAUAUUAGCAAUGAGAUCACAAAUGGAAAUCAAUUGAAUGGAGGCGGUUUUGACUCGCUUGAGCAAGACUUUCCAUCGCUUAGUGGCAAAGAAACAUCGGGUUUGAAAUCACGUUUGUCGGCUGGUAGUACUAAUGCAAACGGAAAUUUAUUCAACGGCACUGAUCAAUAUAGUCCAAAAUCGACAUGCCCAACAAAUGAUAUUGAUGGUAAUUCAAUUGGUUCAACGUCAUUAUCGCCCUCAAGCAGUAUUUGGGCUAAUGCAGCUGAGAAACUACGUUCAUGUCAUCUUGAUCAAAAUAUUAUGAUAUCACCCGUUCACCCUGUUAAAAUUCUCGAACGAUCAACAUCAUCUUCAUCAACAACAAACACAUUAACACGUGCCAGUAACCUUUUUACACCCAGUCGUAUUUUAACACGAAAAGAUCGUUUAUUGAGUGUACCAACCAACUCAUCAUCGGCGUCGACAACACUAUCAAAUUCAAAUGGAAAUUCAACAUUGAAUAACAGUUUAAAUUCGAAACCCAUUGUACUUGAAUUACCGACAAAUUGUAUAACGCAAACAAAAAAUCUAGAUAAACGAAGUGAAUUUUUUAAUUCUUUAAAAAAUUCUCCGGUAACUCUUACUGAUAUUCAGCAACAAUCAGCAUCGACAGUAAAUGGUAGUGGGAGCGAUUUAAAAAUGAACGAUCGUCUAUCAUCGAACCGAUGUUCAUUAGCGGCUAAUUCCAAUAGCACUACCAACAAUAGUCAACAACAACAAGUGUAUGAAAAUUUACUGAAUGUGUCCGUCAAUGGUACUGUCAUUAGUAGUCAUGAAGAUGAGUGUGAUAUAAACGAUCCAAAUAUGACCUCAUCUUCGAGUACUGAUCUAACACAAAUGUCAUCAAUAUCAAUGCCUGAACCUCAAGAAGAAAAAGAAUUAUUAACUCGUAUGGGUUGGAAAGAAAAUGACGAUCAAACUUACACUAUAACAGAGGCUGAUAAAGAAGAAUUUGAAAACAAAAAAAGAAAACUGUUAAUGAAAGGUCAAGAGAAGAAGUAUUCAUCCAAAUGUUCAGCAGCUUUAAUGAAACAAUUAAGAGAACGUGGUCUACCUUCGCUGAAACGAACAGAUAUUAUUUAUCUUGAAAUGGCCUCUGAAGAAUCAGACGAUGACAUUUAUUGUGAUAAUAAUCCAUAA